ACCAGGCUCUGCUACAACAUUGUGCUGCUGACUGUCCCUGCUCCUCAACCCCAGGUCAUGUAUUUCCUGUUUCUGUCAGCUCUGUGGAGCCUGUAACCGAGCUUAUCUACAGCUUUCGCUUUUCUUCGUUUUUUUGCAUUGCUACAUGGCUUUAGUUCCCUCAGUGUUGUGUAUUUUCCCUCCUAGUUCUUUGUUGCAGUUAUCGUUAGGAGUGUUUUCUGUUAACCCGUGUCUUACUUGUAUUAUUAAAGAGUGUUUUUCCCUCCUUGUCGUUCUCUUUGGGUCCAAACAAGCAUUUGAAGACCCGUUUUGUGGAGUUCCUCCAAAAGAUGUUCAUCUAACCUCUCUAAUACAGACUCAUCAGACUGUGAUGGGAGCUGUAGGAGAAGAGGUUAAUUUCAGCUGUUUGCUCACUGAAUCUAAGGAUGUUCUUCAAGUCACGUGGCAGAAGAUUUUACCUGAUGUUGACAAGAAUGUGGCAACUUACAAUACAUUUGGCCAAAGAGUGGAUCCUGAUUUUAGAGAUAAAGUGAAGUUUAAAGUUACUGGACUACAGAACAGCUCCAUAGUUAUCAGCAGUGUGACAGAGCAGGAUGAAGGUUGUUACCUGUGUCUGUUUAACACCUACCCUGAAGGAGCGUUUAAAGGAAGAACCUGCCUCCAAGUCUGUGAGCUUCAUGAGCCCAUUCUUCAUGUCAGAGGAUCCAACUCUUCUGAAGAGUCCCUUGUUUCCUGCUCAGUCACAGCUCGACCUGCUCCCACAGUAACACUGACUGUCACACAGCAGCACCUCUACUUCUCCCACUACAGCACCGUCACUGUCACCAACGCCAACAACACACUCACUGUCACCAAGACAGCUGUGCUGUCUGGUCUCCAUGGCGACGGCACACAGGUUGGAUGUGCAGUGAGAGUCCCCUCUGGUCCUCAGAAAGAGGUGUUUAUGAAUAUUACUGAGGUCAAACCAAAGUCUGCAGAUGGGUUUGAUGAAGCUGAAUGCUUUACUUUGUCAGUUGUUUUGUCAGUGAUGGCCUGUAGUUGUGUUGCUGCAGUCGGGAUUCUCAUGUUUUUACUAAAACACAAGAAAGAAUCUUUCACCUGUGAUGAAAAAGGAGGCUUCCAUUUAGAAAAUUCCUUUUGAUACAAUGUUUGAUACAACAAAUAUAUUAAAAAAAACAC
This is a messenger RNA of Betta splendens (Siamese fighting fish), 1179 nucleotides long. Its product is annotated as OX-2 membrane glycoprotein-like. The record is from RefSeq and is a predicted model, not a curated record. Gene Ontology annotation, molecular function: cell-cell adhesion mediator activity. Lineage: Eukaryota; Metazoa; Chordata; Actinopteri; Anabantiformes; Osphronemidae. The transcript is spliced from 7 exons. Bases 146 to 1141 code for a protein of 331 amino acids.